UGAUGUUUGUUAAAUAAAUCUUACUUAUUAUAUGUUACCCUAACAUAACAUUAUUAGCACAAUAACAGUAACAGAAUGUAAGGAAUAUAUAUUAUAUUAAACAUAUACGCAUAUGAGAUAUGUGUAUAUAAGGCUGUUUAGAAUUUGUGAGAUGAAUUGUGUGGAAUGCAACUGUGUCUUGUGUGAAUUCUGUGGUACUGUGCUCGGAGCUUAGGGCACUUUAAAAAAAUGAUUGAGUGACAGUUUUAAUGUGAUAUGAACACUUUUAUUUAUUAAAUUCCAUUCAGUGUUACCAAAUUGCUGGCUUUUGAUGGCCUUAUGGUCAAAUUCGAACUCAAGGGCCAUUCAGGGACCCAUAAUACUUACAUAACUCAAAGGAUGAUAAUACAGUUUUUCCUGUGGGCUUCUCAGUUGUUCUAGGCAAUAUCUCGCUCUUGUUUUUGAGUGUCAUUUUAGGCACAGUUUGGCUUUUGUACAUUAUUUUUUAUUUAAAGGUUAGAAACAUUAUCAUUGGGUUGACUGUUACCACUGUCUGUGGAAUUAGUUAUUAACCAUCAGAGUGGGCAUUGUUUAAAUUGUCUUCUUAUAUAUGGUCUACAAGAAUUUGCUGUAAUUAGAGCAUUUCCUGUUAGUAUCUUUUGGGCCAAAUUAGUGAAUAUAACUGCACAUACUUGCAAAACUGAAUGAGCUGGGAAAAAAAUUCUGAAAGCUAAGUGAAUGAAGUAUAUUCAAUCGAGCCUUUUCCAUAAUCAUGGAAAUUAAUCAUGAAGGCAGUUGCUUUAGUAUCAUUAAAAGCAUAAAGUAUAUUAGUAAAUUUCAGUAUCAUUUGGUGAUUAUUGUGUCAAACUUUUGCAUGUUUCCUGAUCAUUUCCUUGUUUUAUCCUAAAACACAACUGAAAACAUAAUAUAGCAGGUCCAGUUGCUUGUGAUUACAAAGAAUAUUUCAUAUAAAUUGUUCUUGGAUUCUUCAAAACACCAUUCAUCUCUAUUUUGCACAAAUAAUUGACAAUUUCAUGUAAUGAGAUUGGAAGGCUACUGGAAUCCAGAAUAUACAGCUGUUGAGAAUUCACAGGAAUCAAAUGGAUUUGUUUCUAUGCGAAGCAAUGUAAGGACUAGCAGAAGUGAGCAGAAAUGUAUUAAGAUCAUCCAUUGAUACUUAUACUUCAACAAAAGUGCUUGGUGAUUAGAAAUAUGGCUUUGAAGUUGAAAUUGGACAACCUGGUUUUUAAGUCCUUCUCUGUCACAUACUUUCCAUAUGGCCUGAAUUACUUAACCUUUCUACACCUUAGUCUCUGCAUAUGUAAAUUGAGGAUAGUCAUGAAACUAACCUAGGCUGUUGUGAGGUUUAAGUGAGAUUAUGGAUGUUAAAUGCCCAGCACAGUGUCUGUCACAUAAUAACCUCUCAAUAAACAGUUUAUAAAAUAUCCACAAGCAAGGAGUUGUUACAAACCAAUCUUGUGUCAUCUGUUAAAACAAUCGUAUUGCUGCAAAAGCAGCUAAAAUAUAAUCUUGACUUUGUCAGCAACUGUAGGCGGGUUUAAGUGAGUAAAAUGACUCAUAUGUUUGUCUUGGUUCUAAAUAUCUGUCGUUGGCAACUUUGUUAUUCAACCCUGCCCCCAAAUGUGGGAUUGCACUCAUAUGCAACAGCUAGUAAUUACGUCUCUCUUCAGUAGUAAUGGUAUUUAAAAAUUGUUACAUCACUUCAUAUCCUUUUAAGCUGUGAAUCAUCUUACACAUAAAUGUAGGACUUACUAGUCUGAUUUGGGGGGUUCCAGGGAGUCACUAAGUGAUACUGUUUCUUUUCCUUGAGAAGUAGGGCACAGGAGACUGCCAGAUGGAGAUCAAAUUGUCUCCUCUGUUGGCUGAUUAGAGGACAUGACAUCAGAUCUGGAGUAAAAAGCACUUAUUAGCCGGUUUGACUUAGACCUGCCCACUGGGUGACUGACACUGCCAACAACCCUGGGCCCCUCCUAAGGGCGGGCACCUUCCUGCAUGGAGAGCCCAUAGAGAAACCAGACCAGGGGACACUCAGGGAUAGAAGGAUGCACCCAGGGAUGGGCUGAGAGAGAGCAGGAGGUGAGCCUGUCUUGCCCAGGUGCUUCUUUCAGACCAUUGACCCCACAUGUCCUUCUGCUCCUUGGAGAGGAGAGUGUGAGAGUUCAGGAGUGCUGCCCUCACUGCAUUUCCUCCAUGUGACUUGAAGCAUGAUGGAAGCACACCCAGCCACAUGAGCAGAGCCUUUCCAUAACGAAAGGGGGCCUGUGCAGCUUUGCAAGUAGAAGGAGAGAUGAAGAGCAGAGAGAAGAGAGGGGCGGAGCACAACCACAGCAGACAGGUCGCUUGCCUUCAUCUUCCCGGUGCCCCUACGUUAUUUAAAAUGCAGGUGAAGGACUUUUUGAUAACUAGAAGUACAAAUUUAGAUGACUAGAUUGUGACUUCUUAUGUCUGAAUUUUAGUCUUCAUAAAAAUUUAAAUGCUAUCUUGAAGUAAAAUACAUUGAAUAAAUAUAUAAGAGAAAGCUAAGAAUCUUCAGCAAAAGUAUACUUUUUUGUAGUGAAGGUAUUUAUGGAAAUUAGCUUGUGAGUCUGAUUUUCAGCAUUCACUGAUACAUUAAUUUUUUUAAUUGAUUGGAUAAUUCACUUAGUAGUUAAUUUUUAGUAAUUUUUUAUGCUUUUCAAGAAAUAUUUAAUGAGCAUCUACCAUGGGCUAGGCACUGAUAGAUACUAGAGAUAUCAGGAUGGAUGAGAAACUGUCCUCUUUUCAUGGAGAUCAGAGUUCAGUAGAAGAGGCAUGUAAUACAUAUAUUUAGUAAAGUAUUACAGGUAACAGAUGUGGAAAUACAGUAGGUCAGAAGCAGCAGUGGCCAGUUCUGCCUUGCUGGCAAUGGGCAGUGGUAAAGCGGAGCAUAUGCAAACAACCUACAAUUCUAUUUUUGAUUUAAUUUGAGGAAAAAUUAUCUUGGUUAUAAUGAAUUCUUGUCAGCAGUUGUUUCUAGGACUUUAAAAAUUAUUUUGUUUCUGAUCUCUCCAGAUAUUAGGAACCAAGUAAUGGAAGCCUACCCAGGACUUGAUUCAGACCAGGAUGUAGCACUCAAACUUGCCCAGGAGCGAGCUGAAAUAGUUGCUAAAUAUGACAGAGGACGAGAAGGUGCAGAGAUUGAACCUUGGGAAGAUGCUGAUUACCUUGUAUACAAAGUCACAGAUAGAUUUGGCUUUUUACAUGAGGAGGAGCUCCCAGAUCAUAAUGCAGCUGUGGAACGGCAAAAGCACCUGGAAAUUGAAAGAACUACCAAAUGGCUGAAAAUGCUCAAAGGAUGGGAAAAAUACAAGAACACUGAAAAGUUUCAUAGGCGAAUUUACAAAGGAAUCCCACUCCAGCUCAGAGGUGAAGUCUGGGCCCUCCUUCUUGAGAUCCCUAAAAUGAAAGAAGAAACAAGAGACCUGUACAGUAAAUUAAAACACAGAGCACGGGGCUGUUCACCUGACAUCAGACAAAUAGACCUGGAUGUCAACCGCACAUUUCGGGACCACAUUAUGUUUAGAGACAGAUACGGUGUUAAGCAACAAUCCUUAUUCCAUGUUCUUGCUGCAUAUUCUAUUUAUAAUACGGAAGUCGGGUACUGUCAGGGGAUGAGCCAGAUCACAGCUUUACUCCUUAUGUACAUGAACGAGGAAGAUGCCUUCUGGGCCCUGGUCAAACUCUUCUCAGGCCCUAAACAUGCCAUGCAUGGCUUUUUUGUCCAAGGUUUCCCUAAACUCUUGAGGUUUCAAGAACAUCAUGAAAAAAUACUGAAUAAAUUUCUGUCCAAGCUUAAGCAACACUUGGAUUCUCAAGAAAUCUACACAAGUUUUUACACAAUGAAAUGGUUUUUUCAGUGUUUCCUUGAUCGUACUCCCUUUACACUAAACCUCAGAAUAUGGGAUAUCUACAUCUUUGAAGGAGAACGAGUUCUUACUGCUAUGUCUUACACAAUCUUAAAAUUACACAAAAAACAUCUAAUGAAAUUGUCCAUGGAAGAACUUGUAGAAUUUCUUCAGGAGACCUUGGCAAAGGAUUUUUUCUUUGAAGAUGAUUUUGUUAUAGAGCAACUUCAGAUUUCUAUGGCAGAACUAAAGCGGGCAAAGUUAGACCUUCCAGAACCUGGUAAAGAGGAUGAAUAUCCAAAGAAGCCCUUAGGCCAGCUUCCGCCUGAGCUGCAGUCUGGGGGUGUCCAUCACCUGAGCAACGGACAGAGGAGCGUGGGCCGGCCGAGCCCGCAGACCGGCGGCAGGAGGGAGAGCGGGGCGCCCCACAAGAGGCACGAGCAGUCCCCGCACCCCCAGAGCAGGACCGGGACGCCGGAGAGAGCACGGCCGCCAAGACGGAAAUCGGUGGAGGAGGAGAGCAAAAAGCUUAAAGAUGAGGCAGAUUUUCAAAGAAAACUCCCAUCGGGUCCACAGGACAGUUCCAGGCAGUAUAAUCACGCAGCUGCCAACCAAAAUAGCAACGCCACUUCGAACAUCAGGAAGGAAUUUGUGCCCAAAUGGAAUAAACCGUCAGACAUCUCGGCUACGGAGAGAACUGCCAAAUACGCCGUGGAAGGCAAAGGUCGAGCCGCGCACCCCACACACGCGGUUACCGCCCCAGGCCCUGCCGAGGCGCGUGUGUCAAAUGCACGGCCAAAGAUGAAGGCUCUGGAUGCGGAGGACGGGAAGAGGGGCUCCACCGCGUCACAGUACGACAAUGUGCCAGGCCCAGAGCCGGACAGCAGUGCUUCCGUGGAGGAGGUGCUGGAAAGGGCUUACUCUCAGAGCCCACGGCAUGCGGCUUACCCUCCCAGUCCGAGAAAGCACGCUGAGCCAAGCUCUAGUCCAUCAAAAGUGCCCAACAAGUUUACUUUUAAAGUACAGCCUCCAAGUCAUACACGAUAUCCGUCCCAGCUAGACGGAGAAGCCCGAGGGCCAGCUCAUCCCCCCUCUUACAGCAGUCCCCCUGUUUACCACGGAAACUCUCCCAAACACUUCCCUCCUGCCAACAGCAGCUUUGCUUCUCCACAGUUUAGUCCUGGCACGCAAAUGAAUCUUUCCAGGAGACCUCAUGGUUCUACCCUUUCCAUCAGUGCUACUCCAGAGAAAUCUUACAGCCGUCCAAGCCCCCUUGUACUGCCAUCUAGUCGAAUAGAAGUCCUCCCUGUUGAUACUGGUGCUGGGGGGUUUUUGGGCAAUUCAGGGUCACCAAAGAAUGGAAGAUUUAUCAUUCCGCCAGUGGAUUAUUUGCCAGACCACAGAACAUGGUCAGAAGUUAGUUUUACAUACAGACCUGAAACGCAUGCACAAUCAUGGACCCGAGAUGCUAGCCGUGGCAAUUUACCAAACUACGCAGCCUUUCAACACGCACCCUUUCAGGACCAUGGCCUCCCAGCCGUAUCUGUAGAUAGUCCCGUGCGGUAUAAAGCUUCACCGGCCGCAGAAGAUGCCAGUCCAUCUAGGUAUCUGUAUUCAGGGCCCCAGCCUCCAGCCUACCACUACAGGAAUCGGGAAGGGCUUUCCAUGCAAGAAUCAGUGUUGCUGUGA
Messenger RNA from Sapajus apella (tufted capuchin), 5552 nucleotides. RefSeq names its product USP6 N-terminal like (gene USP6NL). NCBI's taxonomy places the organism in Eukaryota, Metazoa, Chordata, Mammalia, Primates, Cebidae. The coding region runs from base 3048 to 5552 and encodes 834 amino acids. The transcript is spliced from 14 exons. The record is from RefSeq and is a predicted model, not a curated record.